AUGACGAACAACCCCAAGUUGGACAAUUAUGUCCUCAUGCCUCUCACCACGUACUGGGUAGCUUCUGUUGAGAACCACCGGGUUAUCCUCCAGAAACCCAGGCUAGGCCCUAGUUUGCCUGAAGGUGGACACCACAUAACGAUCGGAUGGAAGGAGAUCAGGGCUGCGCUGAAGACAUACAAGCAUCUUCCCUACAGCUUUGUGUAUCUGUUCUCCUUCCUCCUCACAGAUGUACUGUUUAGUUGUCUGCCUCUCGAGCCGCACCUGGCAUCUUCUCGGACAGGGGCUGAAUACCACUGGAACUCUCGUUACCAUUUGCCAGAACAGCAAGUUCAGUUUCUCGCUCCUGCAAGAUAUCCCCUUGGGCUUGUCACAGGCGACUACCUCGACUAUGAGUGCCGCUGA
Messenger RNA from Suillus discolor, 405 nucleotides. RefSeq lists its product as uncharacterized. The record is from RefSeq and is a predicted model, not a curated record. Bases 1 to 405 code for a protein of 134 amino acids. The transcript has 4 exons. NCBI's taxonomy places the organism in Eukaryota, Fungi, Basidiomycota, Agaricomycetes, Boletales, Suillaceae.